AUGGAAGAGCCAGGGAACUACAGGUCUGUCAGCCUCACCUCAGUCCCCAGCAUGACUGUGGCGCAAAUACUCCUGGAAGACGUCUCCAAGCACCUGAGGGACACAAAGGAGAAACUGGCCGCCAAGAAGAAGCGGAGAAAGGAGCGAGAAGCCCUCGGAGACAAAGCACCUCCAAAAGCCAUACCAAAGACUAUUGAAAAUCAGAGAGUGUAUGACGAAACAACUGUAGAUCCCAAUGAUGAAGAGGUUGCUUUUGAUGAAGCAACUGAUGAAUUUGCACCAUAUUUCAACAGACAGACGGUUCCCAAGAUUCUUAUUACAACAUCAGACAGACCUCGUGGGAGAACAGUGAGAUUCUGUGAACAACUGUCUAGUGUUAUACCUAACUCGCAUGUCUACUAUCGAAGAGGACUGGCUUUGAAAAGAAUUAUUCCACAGUGUAUUGCAAGGGACUUCACGGAUUUAAUCGUCAUUAAUGAAGAUCGCAAAAUACCAAAUGGUCUUGUUUUAAGUCAUCUGCCUGAUGGUCCAACCGCUCAUUUUAGAAUGAGCAGUGUCCGUUUGCGUAAAGAAAUAAAGCAAAAAGGGAAAGAGCCCACAGAACACGUGCCUGAAGUAAUCCUGAACAAUUUUACAACACGACUCGGCCAUUCUGUUGGUCGCAUGUUUGCUUCUCUGUUCCCACAUGAUCCUCAGUUCAUUGGAAGACAAGUAGCUACAUUUCACAACCAGAGAGACUACAUCUUUUUCAGAUUCCACAGAUAUAUUUUCAAGAGUGAAAAGAAAGUGGGAAUUCAAGAACUUGGGCCACGUUUUACAUUAAAGCUGAGGUCUCUUCAAAAAGGAACCUUUGAUUCCAAAUUUGGAGAAUACGAAUGGAUUCAUAAGCGCCGAGAAAUGGACACAAAUAGAAGAAAAUUUCACUUAUAAGGGACAGCUAUCUGCCAGCUGCUGGUGACCAGAAAUACAACUGCUUUGAACUAUGGAUUAUCUCAGGCUCCUAACUAAUGAUAACAAUACUGAACAGUAUCUGUCUGCAGAAAGACAAACU
Molecule: messenger RNA, 1051 nt
Organism: Nipponia nippon (crested ibis)
Lineage: Eukaryota; Metazoa; Chordata; Aves; Pelecaniformes; Threskiornithidae
Source: RefSeq, a predicted model, not a curated record